AUGGCCCGGGUUACACCCAAUGGCCUCGCACAGGCCUUCCAGGCCUUACGGCUACACUCCGCGACAUCAAUUCGCCCCACCACCCGGUGCAUGGCCCGACAGACCCGCACCUAUGCGACAGAGGUGCAAGGGCAGCGACAACCAGCAGCCCCCGAGGCCGAGGCCGUGACUGCGGCACCCGAAAUCAACUUUACAACCUUCUCCAUGAACCCGGCGCGGAUUGUACCGGCUUCCCCGUCCUAUUUCUCCGGCAGCCCGCGGUUCAUCGACCACGUCCUGAAGCUGGAAGCCCUGCAAGCGAAGUACGCCUCACUCCCGACUGUGGCCGCAGGUGAGGCACCACGGAUGGCGUGGUUCAAGCUUGCCCAGUUCCGUGACUUCGUGGGGGAGCAGGUGCCGAUGAAGAAAUAUAAGAGCCUGGUCAAGAUCCUGCAGCAGUUGAACCGCAUCCAGCCGGAAAUGGUGCCCGACGAGGUGAAGACGGUGCUGGAGUCAUUCCUGCGGCCAGGCAACCCGUACGCCGUGCAGCAUGUGCGGCGGACGGUGGACGAGGACGGCUGUGCGCGUGCGAAGGGCAAGCGUAAGGAGUCGACGGCGGUGGUGCAGCUGGUUGAAGGCGAGGGCGAGGUUAUUGUCAAUGGCAAGUCGCUGGUUGAGGUGUUCCAGCGUGUGCAUGAUCGGGAGAGCGCUCUGUGGGCGCUGCGCUGCGCUCAGAGGCUGGACAAGUACAAUGUGUGGGUUACCGUCCGGGGCGGUGGUGUAACUGGCCAGGCGGAGGCAAUUACACUGGCGAUUGGACGCGCUCUGUUGCUUCAUGAGCCGGGUCUGAAGUCUGUUCUGCGGAAGGCUGGCGUCAUUACUGUCGAUGCCCGUCGUGUGGAGAGAAAGAAGCCGGGUCACGUCAAGGCUCGCAAAAUGCCUACCUGGGUCAAGCGUUAA
Molecule: messenger RNA, 939 nt
Organism: Penicillium macrosclerotiorum
Lineage: Eukaryota; Fungi; Ascomycota; Eurotiomycetes; Eurotiales; Aspergillaceae
Product: mitochondrial 37S ribosomal protein uS9m
Exons: 2
Coding region: 1-939 (312 amino acids)
Biological process (GO): translation
Cellular component (GO): mitochondrial small ribosomal subunit; ribosome
Molecular function (GO): structural constituent of ribosome; RNA binding
Source: RefSeq, a predicted model, not a curated record